UGCUAGCAAGCACGUGAAGUCUAGUAAUUCACGGAGGGACCGACCCAUAUCCCCGACCACCACCAGAGAUAAAAUCAACGACCGAAGAAGCGUCAUUCGUAGAAUAAUAACCACGAUGGGAAGACUUUGCCAUUGUCGCUUGUGAAAUAUAGGUUAUUCAGUAUUGUUUCUUUCGACAAACUAUUAUUAUCACAAUGAUAAUAGGAUGUUGCUACUAAUAUUGGUCGUUUGAUAUCCGCGAGUGUUUCGCUUGACCGAAGCGAUAUUCUCUCGGUUAAACCUAUAUAAUGGCCGGAAAUUCAACUACCGACAUAGAUCUCGUUCAAGAAGUUAAAACACUGCUUUGGGGUUCUUCUGUCAAGGACGACGUCUUCAAACGAUGGUCCCAAGGUUUUUUCUUCAGUAAUGACGAACCAACUGCUCUUGUCCAAGAAGCGGGAGGACCCUGUGCGGUGAUAGCACCGGUGCAGGCAUUUAUACUGAAGCAAUUGCUGCUGCAAAAUGACAUGACAAAUUGGAAAGAGUUGAGUCUUGAGCAAUGCAAUUUACUUCUAGUCAGCGCAAUGACAGAGAUUGUGGCACAGGCUACCAAUAGAGAAAGACCCAGAUACUGCAUAGUUCACAUACCUAUGCAGAACAGCCCAACAGUCAACUGCCAAAAUGUUGACACAGGCGAGGCUGACCUUCAAUCUGAUUUGUCAGCUGAAAAAGCCGAUGAUGUUCUCCAAGAGGGAAGUACAACCAUAAACAGGCUUCACUUGGAACCUGAUUUUUUCCACUCACAAUUGAGGAUAUUAACUGUGGAUAGUUCGGAGGAGCUGAGAAAGUUCUUCUCUGACAAAAUUGAAAUGUUGAAAAAUCCUUUUGGAGUUUUGUUACUGCUUUACACGGUUGUAUGUACAAAAGGUUUGGCUGGGAUGCAGCAGGAAAUGUCUGAUCCAACCGAGCCACUGAUAGACUCGACUUACGGCUAUGGCAGUCAAAGUUUAAUUAAUUUAAUGCUGACCGGACGUGCAGUUGGACAUGUAUGGGAUCACGAUCAAGACAUAGGUGGACUCAAACUGCGAGGAAUAGACAAACAAAAUGCAGUUGGUUUCUUAGCCCUGUUGGAACACUUGAGAUACUGUGAAGUGGGAACGUUUUUAAAAUCACCGUCGCAUCCCAUUUGGGUUCUCGGUUCUGAGACUCACUUGACAGUUCUGUUCUCUUCUGAAAGACGACUCGUAAGUUCCGAGACUCCAGCGGAGCAUGCUCGGAGGGUUUUUCAAAAGUUUGACCCUGACGGAUACAAAUUUAUCUCAGCCAACCUACUGCAAGACGUCCUUGCCGAAUUGGAUCUUGUCGCUGACUCAGAAUAUGUCGAGAUUAUGAAGAAGAAAUUGGACAGUGAAUCUCUGGGGAUAAUUUUACUUGCUGCGUUUAUGGAAGAAUUUUUUCCUGACGAUCCAAGGAUGUGCCCAGAUACUUUUACGUUGUUCCAUUACAAUGGAUUACCACGCAGCAAUAUAGACAACAAAGUCGUAUAUCGUAGGGGGCAAGCAGUUUUGCUGGAAUGUACAGUAAAAUGUAUUUUAGAUAGUAAUCCGAUGUUGACGGUGUUGCAAACGAAAUGGCCCAGUAUUGAAAUACAGUGGGACAAAGAACAGACGCCUAGUUUGAACUAGUGAAAUCCUUCAAGAACACUUUUUUGGUGAAUAGUGGAUUGUAGUCACAGCAAAUCUAGACUAUGCAUCAAAAUCAAGGAUGGCCCAUGUGGGGAAAAGAAGCAUGUUUCAAAUACACUUAGUCAUACGAUUUCAAAUGAAUACCUCAAGUAAUCCAAGAUAUCACGCAUCUCGGGAUCGCGGCAGUUUCAUUUAUUAGAGAAAUGUAUUAUAACACUGUUGAAAUAAGCCGAACCAGCAUAUUCUCUGUAAUGGCUACAACAGUUGGAUCGUAUUCAUUGUACAUAUUUAGUGAUAUCCAGUGAUUCCUUGGGGUAUGUUUGACUUACCGACAACAUGGAACAAAUUUAUAUUAUUGAUUCUUUCAUGAUUCGGUCAUCGAUAUCACUUUUUUUGAGUGGUAUAUGCUCUCCAUGUACGCUCUCUAGAGAGCACCUUUGACUUUGCCAGGGGUUCAAAAUUUUGAAUAAGAUGGAAUUGAAUUUUGGUCAAGAUCUCGACUCUCAUCCAGGCAAUUUCCUCUGUUCUAAAAUUAAUUCGAGAUCACCGUUUGUUUGGCGUUUUAAUAGUAAUCUUCAAAAGUUCAUUCAAUUGAUUUUAUUGGAGCGACUAAAUUUCCCAUAAAAAUAAAAAUAUUCUAUAGAUUUACAAAGAAGUAAGUUAUUGAAAAAUUUGUUUUAUGCCUCAGGACUUAACGUCUGGUAGUAGCAAUCACACAAUAGGGAAAUACUUUUCUAUUUACAGCAAUAAGUGUAAUGUUUGUGGAGAAAACUGCAUGGAUAACUAUGUCGUAUUCUAGGAUCUUUUUUGAACAACAUAUUCAUUCGUAAAAUAUAACAGAUUUCAUUGCAUUAUUAUCGACAACUAUUUAUUAUUAUCUAACAACUAUUACGUUUUGCAUAGUUAGGCAAUGAUUAGCGUUCAAUUUCGAUAAAUAUGUUGUUAAAUAUGACUAUUGUACACUAUAACUAAUGAACUAUUUAUGGCACUAUUUCCCAACCACUGAUCUCUAUAUUCUUGCGACCAUUGAGCAGAAAACGAAUGAACUCAUAACUUGCCUCACGUUAUGAAUCAUUUCGUUUGUUCAAAUAAAAGUUACAUGUUUUGAGA
Molecule: messenger RNA, 2774 nt
Organism: Athalia rosae (coleseed sawfly)
Lineage: Eukaryota; Metazoa; Arthropoda; Insecta; Hymenoptera; Athaliidae
Product: ubiquitin carboxyl-terminal hydrolase MINDY-3 homolog
Exons: 5
Coding region: 288-1664 (458 amino acids)
Biological process (GO): protein K48-linked deubiquitination
Molecular function (GO): K48-linked deubiquitinase activity; cysteine-type deubiquitinase activity
Source: RefSeq, a predicted model, not a curated record